GGCGGCGAGGUGGUGAUGGCGUACUUCGUGGAGAACUUCUGGGGGGAAAGGAACAAUGGCUUUGAUGUCCUCUAUCAUAACAUGAAGCAUGGGCACUUGUCAACAAAAGACUUAGCAGACUUUAUAAGAGAAAGGGCUACAAUAGAGGAGGCAUAUUCAAGGUCAAUGACAAAACUAGCCAAAUCAGCAAGCAAUUACACACAACUUGGGACUUUUGCACCGGUUUGGGAUGUUUUCAAAACCUCAACGGAGAAACUAGCAAGCUGUCACUUGGAUCUUGUGCGGAGGUUACAAGAGCUAAUAAAAGAAGUUCACAAGUAUGGAGACGAACAAAUCAAAGCUUAUAAAAAGACUAAAGAUGAUGUUUCAGGAACAUUGGAAGCAGUGCAAAAUAUUCAAAGUAUUACUCAGGCCUUGCAGAAGUCAAAGGAAAACUACAAUGCAAAGUGUGUUGAACAAGAACGUUUGAAAAAGGAAGGAGCAACACAGAGAGACAUUGAUAAGGCUGCAGUUAAAUCAAAAAAAGCUACAGAUACCUAUAAACUCUAUGUGGAGAAAUAUGCUGCAUUGAAAUCUGAUUUUGAACAGAAAAUGACAGAAACUGCACAGAAAUUUCAAGACAUUGAAGAAACACACCUUCUUCGUAUGAAAGAAAUUAUAGAGUCAUUGUCAAAUACCAUAAAAGAAACUCAUUUACAAAUAGGAGAGGUGCAUGAAGAGUUUAUUAAUAACAUGACAAAUACUACAGUUGAGAGUUUAAUACAGAAAUUUGCUGAGUCAAAAGGAACUGGCAAGGAAAGACCUGGUCCUGUUGAAUUUGAAGAAUGUAAUAUAUCCACUGCGGUUGAAGGGAUAAAACCACGGAAGAGGAAGCCUUUUGGGUUAUCAGGAAUAAUGAAAAAGGAAAAAGAUACUGAAUCUAUGGAAUGUCCGGAUGCAGACUCAAUUAACAUGCCUGGUGUGGAUGAUGAAGGAUACAGCAUUAAACCAGAAGCAACACAAGAUAUCCUUUUCAAAAAACAUACCAAAGAGAACCAUUUCUAUUCAUCCAGUGAUUCUGACUCUGAAGAUGAUGAACCCAGGAGAUUCCAUGUGGAAAUAAAACCUGUCCAGCCAAAUAAUCUCUCUCAAUAUACCAUGCCUUCCUUGGAUGAAUUAAAAGUAUCUAUAGGGAACAUCACUCUUUUCCCACCUGUAUCUAGACACAGUCCUGCACUAAUGAAUCCAAAUUCGUCAAGUGAAGACAUAAAAUCAAAGCUUUCUGCUCCAGCUAAUGAAAAGGGCAACAGUGACCUCCUGGCAUGGGAUCCACUCUUCAGCAGUUCUCUUGAAUCUUCUUCUUCUGCUUCUUUGACAUCUUCAUCCUCCUCAGCAAGACCCACAACUCCUCUUUCUGUAGGCACCAUUGUACCCCCUCCAAGGCCUGCUUCAAGACCAAAGCUGUCUACUGCGAAACUUAGUGGGAUUAAUGAAAUACCUAGGCCGUUCAGCCCUCCAUCGACCUGUAACUCAAGUCCACCUCCUGCAGCUCCCUUGGCACGUGCAGAGAGUAUUUCCUCAAUAUCGUCUUCUGCUUCUCUCAGUGCAGCAAACACACCUACAGUUGGUGUUUCACGUGGUCCCAGCCCCGUCAGCCUUGGAAACCAGGACACCUUGCCUGUUGCAGUAGCCCUUACUGAGUCUGUUAAUGCCUACUUUAAAGGAGCAGAUCCCACAAAAUGUAUUGUGAAGAUUACUGGUGAUAUGACAGUAUCAUUCCCUAGUGGGAUUAUUAAAGUCUUCACCAGCAACCCAUCUCCAGCUGUGCUCUGCUUUCGAGUGAAAAACACAAGCAAACUAGAUCAGAUUCUUCCCAAUGCGCAGCUUGUAUACAGUGAUCAGUCACAAAGUGACUCCAGUACUAAGGAUUUUUGGAUGAACAUGCAAGCUAUAACUGUCUACCUCAAGAAAUUAUCAGAGCAGAAUCCAUCUGCAUCCUAUUACAAUGUGGAUGUUUUAAAGUAUCAGGUAUCUUCAAAUGGCAUCCAGUCUACUCCUUUGAAUCUUGCAACUUACUGGAAAUGUAAUGCUAGCACUACUGAUGUGAGAGUGGAUUAUAAGUACAACCCAGAGUCUAUGAACGUGCCUAGUGUGCUGUCUAAUGUCCAGGUUGUGGUACCAGUAGAUGGAGGAGUAACAAACAUGCAGUCACUUCCACCUGCAAAAUGGAACGCAGAGCAGAUGAAAGCAUAUUGGAAAAUAUCAAGCAUUUCAGAGAAGUCUGAGAAUGGAGGUUCUGGAUCCCUCAGGGCAAAAUUUGAAGUUUCAGAAGGACCUAGUAAACCAGCAACACUUGCGGUGCAAUUCAUUAGUGAAGGAGGCACCCUUUCCGGAGUAGAUGUGGAGCUUGUAGGCACUGGCUAUCGGCUUUCUCUCCUGAAGAAGAGAUUUGCCACUGGGCGGUAUAUGGCAGACUGCUGAUGUACCUGUGAAAGUCAUUGGAUCAAAGGAGUACAGGAAGCUCACCUUGCCCUCUAUCCUUUUCAAACACUAUUUCAACAUACAUUAAUUUUUUCAAAACAUUAACCUACUUUGAGGCCGAACUACAGAACAGAAAAUGCACUUUUAAAAGUCAUUUUGCAAACUUUUUAUUACUUUAUAAUAGCACUGAAGUUAACUUCAACACUGUCUGUAAAUGAUCAACUGCAAUACCUGGAAAAAUUUGUUUAAAUUUUUUUAAAGUUUAUAUAGAUGAAGUCAAAAUAGUAAUCCAUAGUUGUAACAAAAUGUGUCAGUGUGAGCUGAAAUUCUGCCCCCCCCCCCAACAAUAACCA
Indicator indicator is the source of this 2813-nucleotide messenger RNA. It is a transcript of the gene FCHO2, whose product is annotated as FCH and mu domain containing endocytic adaptor 2. NCBI's taxonomy places the organism in Eukaryota, Metazoa, Chordata, Aves, Piciformes, Indicatoridae. The record is from RefSeq and is a predicted model, not a curated record. Bases 16 to 2460 code for a protein of 814 amino acids. Gene Ontology annotation, biological process: clathrin-dependent endocytosis; clathrin coat assembly; synaptic vesicle endocytosis. The transcript has 26 exons. Gene Ontology annotation, cellular component: clathrin-coated pit; clathrin-coated vesicle; plasma membrane.